GGGGGAGCCUGUCGGAACCCCCCAGGACCCCAGGGCGGUUGCUGAGUCGGGAUGCAGCCACUCCCAGCCCCGGAACCUGGGCCCCUGACCCUGCUGGACAGGACGGAGGGCUUCACGCGGAGAAAGAGGACCUCACUGUGCUUCGCGGGGGCCCUGCUGGCCCAGUCCCUCCUCACCCUGGCCAUCGGGCUGGCUGCCACCACACGGGUGGAGAACGUGUCCGUGGGCGGAUACCACCCCGGGAUCAUUCUGGGCUUUGGCGCCUUCCUGGGGAUGGUGGGUGUCAGCCUGGAGAACAGGAAGCAGAUGCUGGUGGCCGCCAUUGUCAUCAUUAGCUUUGGUCUGGUGGCCGCCGUCUGUUGUGCUACUGUGGACGGAAUGAUUGCCACUCAGCACAUAGAGCCGGGGCCCCUGAUGGCAGGCAGGUGCCAGUUCUUCUCCAGCGCGGGGCACCAGCAAGAUGUCUAUCAGGCAGAGGUCACCUGUCACUCUGUGAGCGAUAAGUGCCAACUGAAGGUGAAGAGCAACACCUGCUACUGCUGUGACCUCUACCCCUGCCACAGCGCGGAGCACCUGGCCCCCCACUACGUGUUCACGGGGGUUCGAAGCUGUGUGGACGUGCUGCACCUGUACCGGCUGCUCUGGGCCUUGGUCGUGCUCAACGUGCUGGGACUGCUGCUGGCUGUCCUCACAGCCGCCAUGCUGGGCGCCUUCAAGGACGUGGUGCCCCUGCCACAGCUGGCCUUCAGCUCUCCCCACCCCCCACACGUGCUCUGCAACCCCACCCAGCAGGCCCUGGCCAUCGCCAGCCUCUGCCCUGUGCCCGCGCUACCCACCCGCUCCUCCUACCCUCUGCCCUUGCAGCCGGACUGGACACAGAGGGCCCACGGUGACCUGAGCCCACGAUCCCAGCAGCAGGACUGA
Molecule: messenger RNA, 924 nt
Organism: Erinaceus europaeus (western European hedgehog)
Lineage: Eukaryota; Metazoa; Chordata; Mammalia; Eulipotyphla; Erinaceidae
Gene: TMEM255B
Product: transmembrane protein 255B
Exons: 9
Coding region: 52-924 (290 amino acids)
Source: RefSeq, a predicted model, not a curated record